AUGGCGAGAAGGAAAUCUGGACUUUUCAAACACACUACCCUCAGGGUACGGGAUGACUCCGUCACAAAGGCAUCCGAACUCUCAGUUCGGCAAUCCAUCUUGCCUAUCAUCCUGGUCACAACUCUUUACUUCCUCUGGGGUUUCGCCUACGGUCUCCUCGACACCUUGAAUAAACAUUUCCAAGGUGUUCUCGGCAUCUCUCGUGCUCGCUCCUCUGGGCUUCAAGCAGCCUAUUUCGGCGCCUACCCAUUGGCCUCCCUAGGCUAUGCAAACUGGAUCCUUCGCCACUUCAGCUACAAGGCUGUAUUCAUGUUCGGUCUGACUUUGUAUGGCAUUGGCGGGCUACUAAUGUGGCCUGCUGGCCUGAAGAGAUCUUUCGGAGGAUUCUGUGGCGCCACUUUUAUUAUCGGAUCUGGACUGGGCAGCUUAGAGACAGCAGCAAACCCUUUCAUCGCGGUGUGUGGACCCCCAAAAUACUCGGAAUUACGCAUCAAUCUAGCGCAAUCGUUCAAUGCCGUCGGGACGGUGGUAGGGCCUGUUCUGGGCAGCUACGCCUUCUUCAAGAACACGGGGGACGAUUUGCAGAGUCUGAGGAACGUGCAAUGGGUGUACCUCGCCAUUGCCAUUUUUGUUUUCAUUCUCGCGUUCGUGUUUUAUAUCUCCCCGAUUCCAGAAGUUACAGAUGCGGAUAUGGAACACCAGGUCGCCGUCACCCACGACGGGCUGGAAGAGAGGAACAAGAGGCCAUUUUGGAGACAAUACACCGUCUUCCACGCGGCAUUCUCUCAAUUCUGCUACGUCGGGUCUCAGGUUGCAUUAGCAGGAUAUGCGAUAAACUACUUCACCGAGAUCGCCCCGAUAUCGAAUUCCACGGGUGCGGCUUUGCUCGCGGGCGCGCAAGGAUGUUUCGCCGUGGGCCGCUUCUCAGGCUCGUUCCUAAUGCGGUUUAUCCGCCCGCGCUACAUCUUCCUGUUCUACCUGACGGCCGUGAUCGCGUUCUGCUCCGCGGCCAUCACGGAGCGGAGAAAUACGGGGAUUGCCAUGUUCAUGCUGACCCUGUUUUUUGAGAGUGUGUGUUUCCCCACCAUCGUCGCGCUGGGGAUUAGAGGUCAGGGCAGACAUACCAAGCGCGCGGCGGGCUGGAUUGUCGGAGGCGUCUCAGGUGGCGCCGCCGUGCCGCCCCUCCUGGGCGCGACCGCCGACUGGCGAAACAGCACGCCCUUCGCGCUGGUCGUGCCCGUGUGCUUCUUCAUCGCGAGCUGGACAUACGCCCUGUGCGUCAAUUUCGUGCCCUACUACCGCAUUCCCGCCGAUGCGAUCGGCGAAUCCGAUGUCGGCUUGGAUCGGCGCGGCGAGGGCACCGCGACCGGCGUGGACGGCGGAGACGGGGACGGGGACGGGGACGUGGAGAAAGUAGGCGGCGGUGCCGUGCAGAUUGAACGCGGCGGGAGGGAGGAGGUGGAGAGGGUACUUGAGAAGGAGUGA
Cladophialophora psammophila CBS 110553 is the source of this 1485-nucleotide messenger RNA. RefSeq names its product MFS transporter, FHS family, L-fucose permease. Gene Ontology annotation, biological process: transmembrane transport. Bases 1 to 1485 code for a protein of 494 amino acids. The record is from RefSeq and is a predicted model, not a curated record. NCBI's taxonomy places the organism in Eukaryota, Fungi, Ascomycota, Eurotiomycetes, Chaetothyriales, Herpotrichiellaceae. The transcript is spliced from 5 exons. Gene Ontology annotation, molecular function: transmembrane transporter activity.